AUGCGUUUACGGCGUUUUCAUUCCACUCAGCUUCUUAAAGAAUUCGUUACUAUAUACACGCCUCCUUUUGCCGAAUCUAUAUCAGAAGGCGAUAUACGAUGGCUUAAAUCUCCUGGAGAUUUUGUGAAUGAGGACGAAUUAGUUGGCGAGAUCGAGACUGAAAAAACUACUGUUCCUCUUCCAGCGCCCUGUUCAGGUGUAAUAAAAGAAUUGCUUGUUGCCGAUGGAAGCAAAGUCGUUGCGAAACAGGAACUUUGCAAAAUGGAUUCGGGUACCGGCGCUAAGCCCCAUACAGAGAAAAAGCCAGAUUCUCUAGGAAGCCCCGAUUUGGUUCAUCCAGUCUCUUCUAAACGCGAAGUCGUAGACUCUGCUACCUAUCCUCCUAAAGAGACAAUCAUUUCUGUGGUCCAACCUCCUACAUCUCCAUCUCUUCUUCGUCCGAAGGACCAAGAAAGUCCUUCAUCUUCUUCGAGCGCAUUAAGAGGCGAAGAGCGUGUAAAAAUGAACAGAAUGCGCAGGCGUAUUGCUCAACGCUUAAAAGAAUCACAAAAUACAUGUGCUAUGCUAACAACAUUUAAUGAAGUUGAUAUGUCAAAUCUAAUCGAACUUAGAAAUGCAUUCAAAGAGGCCUUUUUAAAAAAGCAUGGAGUCAAGCUGGGGAUAAUGAGUGCAUUUACAAAGGCAGCAGCUAUUGCUCUAACGGAUCAGCCGAUUGUCAAUGCUGUGAUCGAUGAUACCGAAAUCGUCUAUCGGGAUUACAUAGACAUCAGCAUUGCUGUUGCGACUCCAAAGGGUCUUGUCGUUCCUGUUCUUCGCAACGUGGGGCACAUGAAUUAUGCUGAUAUAGAGCGUGGCAUUAAUGCACUUGGAGAAAAAGCCAAAAGCGGUCAGUUAGCUGUUGAAGAUAUGGAGGGCGGAACAUUUACUAUCAGCAAUGGGGGUGUGUUUGGUUCGCUAUUUGGAACCCCCAUAAUAAAUCCACCGCAAUCUGCGAUAUUAGGUCUUCAUGGUUCUUUUGACCGCCCUGUAGUUCGGGGUGGCCAGGUCGUGAUUCGACCGAUGAUGUACCUAGCUCUUACCUAUGAUCAUCGAUUAAUAGAUGGACGCGAAGCAGUAACGUUUUUGCGCAAAAUCAAAUCGUUUAUUGAGGAUCCUCGAAUUUACUUCCUGCAACUUUGA
This is a messenger RNA of Protopolystoma xenopodis, 1179 nucleotides long. The record is from the annotation of a GenBank genome assembly. Lineage: Eukaryota; Metazoa; Platyhelminthes; Monogenea; Polystomatidea; Polystomatidae.